Molecule: messenger RNA, 2852 nt
Organism: Aplysia californica (California sea hare)
Lineage: Eukaryota; Metazoa; Mollusca; Gastropoda; Aplysiida; Aplysiidae
Product: beta-lactamase domain-containing protein 2
Exons: 9
Coding region: 317-1591 (424 amino acids)
Source: RefSeq, a predicted model, not a curated record
GGUCAGUAGCGCGCAGGUGGCCUGAUUAUAUGACCGUCUAGACGCGAGGCUAUCGGCUAUCAGAUACGAUAGUCCAGCCUUAGCCUCUCUUGCAAAAAAUAGUCACGGCGUCUAUAGUACCAUAAAUAAUGCCAUUUGAACUUUGAACCCUUGUACCUUACCAGGGCAGGGCCAAUUAGAUCUAUCAACAGUUCAGCGAUCAGUCGACAGUCAGUCAGUGUGUUUUUAAGCGUUACAGUGGCCUACUGUAUGAACAACAAGUGUUCCUUUACCGCUCGUUGACUUGAUUGCAAAACUUCUUGUGAAUGAUAGUACCAUGACAUCCAAAUUGAGAUUUCCACCACCAAAAGGAUUUGUCGCUCCUGGAUUUGAAGAUGUAUUAAACACAUUUAGGGACAGUUUUUCCAAGGGCAUUGACAAAGGAGCAACUUUUGCAGCUUUUUACAGAGGAAAACCUGUUGUCCACAUCUGGGGUGGACUAGCAGAUGAGGAGGUGAAACGACCAUGGAAGGAACACACCAUGGGCUUCUUACAUUCUACCACCAAAUUUGCAGCUGCUAUAACAAUAGCUCACAUGAUUGACAGAGGACUGUUGAGAUAUGACCAAAAGAUUUCUUCUAUAUGGCCAGAGUUUGCUCAGAACGGAAAGGAAGACAUCACCUUGGAGACUUUUAUGUCCCUCCGGUCAGGCCUUCCUGUUCUGAGUGAAAAUUUUGAGAUUAGUUGGCUGAGAGAUGACCCGAGGCGUCUGUGUGAGGUGCUGGAGAAACAAGAGCCGCUGUGGCCACCAGGAGAGGCACAUGGGUAUCACGUACUGACCAUAGGCCUGUACUUGGACCAAAUUGUUCGAAGAGUGGACAGAAAAAAGCGAAGCUUGUCACAGUACUUUCAAGAGGAAAUUGCUGAACCCUUUGGUAUAGAGCUGUAUAUUGGACUCCCCAAACCUUUGCACCACAGAGUAGCACGAUUAACCCCUAGGCCCAUAGAUCGCCAAAAUAUGGAACUGAAAGUAAAGCAAUUCAAAGGAGAUCCAGUCAUCAAUCAGUUGUCACUCACCCAGCCUAAAGACUGGUUUUCUACAAGGCGUCUCAAUGACCCAGACUUCAUGGAGUUACCGUGCCCGUCAUCUCAUGGCGUAGGAACGGCCUUGGCUGUUGCAAAGUUAACUGGAAUUAUGGCGAAUGGUGGAGAGCAUGAUGGGAAACGACUUUUAUCUCCCGAGUCCAUCGCUCGCAUGCAGGAACCGCUGUCCUAUGGAACUGAUAAAACUCUCUCUGGCUCUGAAAUCUACAGUAGGGGAACCAUACUGCAGCCUGUAGUAGAAGGCACUAAGAGCUGGUACAUGUUUGGUCACUCUGGCUUUGGGGAUCAGAACAGUGCAGCUGACCCACACUACAAGGUGGGCUGGGCGUAUCUUACAAACUAUGCUGAUCCCAACGUUAGCAUGACCAACGAGAACAAGUGGCGCCCUCUAGUGGAGUCUCUCUUUUCCUGUGUCCACCGCUUGGAAGGAGUCCAGUGUGAGAGGAAAAUGCUGACGUCUUUCGAGGAGCUUCAAAGAGAAAAGUCGCUGACGAAUAGUAAAUUAUGACCUGCUCAUACAUAUUAAAAAUUAUUAUUUUCCCUUUUGAUGGGGGGGGGGGAUGUUUAUAAACAGACUCGCUACACUUCAGCGAGAGGUGCUAACUCUAUAACAACAGAAUACUGUAUACACACACGUAAUACCUGAGAUGUACACGUUUGAUAUUUACAUUGGAAUUAUUGUCUUUUUUUUCUUUUCUGUUUUGCUUGUUCUAAUGAACUACAUGUUUUGUCUUUGCAAAGACUUAUUUUUGUGUCUACCAGGAGAAUGCUAAACCACUAGCACCAUACUUCUGUGAUAAUAGCUAUCUCCUUUGUGAACAAAUUGAGUGUGUAUGCACAAGCAUAGUUUUCGCACUUUGCUGCAGAUAACAAAGUUGCAUUGAUGACUCACUGAGUUAAUCUCAAAUGUUAAAUGAGAUGAAUCAACCACAAUCAUGGGUGAACUCUUCACUUGUGAAGCCAUAAUUAUAUGUCUGGCGUUGCGGUGGAAUCGGGCGCUCGUCAAUUUUUGGGCUUUUACUUUUAUUGUUGGUAUCAUAUUAGAGCUUGUUCUUUGUCUUGCUAUUGAUGAAAAUGAUACCCAUCCAUAUUGAAAACAAUUGAGAUACCUGCAAUUGAAAGAGGUGGGGGUCGCCUGAUGUCAGAGGUCAAAUUACUGAAAAGAUUUGAGAGUCCUUGGAAACUGCGAAUUUACAAUUUUUGUGUGGUUCUAAUCCAUGUUUUUCAGUAAAAUUCUGAUUAUAAUGUGUCUUCAAAUGGACAUAAAAGGUGUUGAGGCUCUCAAAACUUUCAUAUGAAUUGCUAAAUGGGUGGAAAAAUGCUUCUUCCUUCGAUUUUAUUAUUUUAACGAGCGUCUUAUUUCACCUUGAUGCAACAUGUAUGCGUGCAUGCCUGAGAAAAAGAUUCACCUAUGCAAUUUGUUACUUUUGUAAUUUCUUGCAUUUCCUCAUGACUCUGUUUUAAAAAUGUUCAGAUCUAAAUACCUCUUUAGACAUGGUCACUUUUGUGAAUGAGUAGUGCACCUACCGCCACAUUUGAGAAAGACAACUUUAACCAUUUAACACCUGGAGUGGCGUUGUGCGGAGUCGAUCGAAUCGCAUCUAGAGCUAUGCUGCCCAGUGAAUCAAUCGCUGGGUGCACAACACUGCCUUGGUAUGCAUUUCUAUGAGGUCUUGGAAUAAUGUCUGAUUAGAAGUGACUUAAAAAUUAGGCUGUAUAGCGAAAGUAAAGUUGUUCUAUUUUUCAGUUUUUGAAUGAUCGAAAUUGAC